AUGCGGAGAAGCAGGACCAAGCCGAAGGAGCUUUCAAAGGACUCUCUUAGGAAGUCGAGGAGCCAGAGCACCUUCAGAUCCAAGGAAACUCCACUGACCCCCAAGAGGGCAGAGAUCCAACUCCAGGAGACCCCCAGGCCCAGCUGGACCCGGGCCCAGAGUACCUCCCGCUUUGGCCAACUCAGCCACAACUCUUUCUUCUCCAGACACAGUCCUCAUCCCAACCAAUUGGCUUAUAUUCAAGAUCUCCCUGGACAUCACAUCAGCACUGCAAAAGACAACAUAUGUAAGUUCUCACUGCCUAGAGAACCUUCGCCUGCCCCCAAUUAUUCCAUCGCCAUGCUAGGAGCACUGCCCCGAACCCAGGCGCCUGUCGGAGACCCACGGUCCCUUGUGGAGCCCCGCUUAACCCUGAGUACGCAGUCAAAUGUCUGGCGAGAGGAGCUGAAAGAACUGGCCUCCAGAGUAGCCGCCUUCUCCAAAGAGGCCGAGGUAAAGAAGAAGGAGAAGGAAGAGGCAGAGAGGUUGGCCCAGUAUUCUGCAAACACUGGGAGGCUCAUCCCAGGCUACCAACGGACCAUGACAAGCCGAACACCCCGAACCUCCCACAGAAGCAUCCUUUGGAACAAAGACUUGGCACCCAUUGUCCAGGACCAAGAGCUACUGAUUCUAGAACUGCUGUGUCAGAUCCUACAGACAGACUCUCUGAGUGCCAUCCAGUACUGGCUUAUCUCAGCUAACCCCAGGGAAAAGGACCUAGUCCUGGGCCUCCUCCAAACAGCCGUGGCCCAGCUGAUACCCAAUCCCCUGAUGAUCAUGCCAGAGGAGAAGACCAUGUCAACUAUGUCCACCAAAACUUUAUCUACCCCCAAAUCGGCAUUGCUCGGCCAAGGCCCGACACCACAGAGGAGUCCGAAGUCCAGUCACCAUCAACUAAAGGCAAAGCCAGAACAUGUACCGUCAUGUGAAAAACCAGAAUACAUCGGCAAUGCUGAGGUUCUACAAUUUAAUGAGAGUCCAGAGAACAGAAAGAAGAAAAUCUAA
Messenger RNA from Gracilinanus agilis (Agile Gracile Mouse Opossum), 1044 nucleotides. It is a transcript of the gene TBATA, whose product is annotated as thymus, brain and testes associated. The transcript has 9 exons. Bases 1 to 1044 code for a protein of 347 amino acids. The record is from RefSeq and is a predicted model, not a curated record. Lineage: Eukaryota; Metazoa; Chordata; Mammalia; Didelphimorphia; Didelphidae.